UUUUGGAAUUACCAAGGUUAAAAUUUUGUUAGAGAUGGAAAGAGAGUUGUAGGAGUUGAAACUUUCAUUCCUUUCUUCCUUCCUGCUGUACCUAUGAUACAUAUAUACUUCCAAGUUCCAAAAACAAACACUUCCUUUUCCUUAGUCCCUAGGAAAAACAUCAAAUGUAACACAUACAUAACAUAACACAAUCAUAUUUUGUUUUGUUUUAAUUUUUUGAUAAUUCCCUGCAGGAUUAUUAUUAUUAUUAUUACAGUGCAUAUCCAACACAAAUGGAAGUAAACAAGGGUAUUAAGAGCCGUGGAAGGCCCCGGUUCACGUCCGAAGAGACCGGGGAUUCGUCGUUUGAGUGCUCUGGUAAGCACUGCAGAUCAUGUGCAGCUGCCAUAGUUGCUGAUUGUGUUGCUGUGUGCUGCUGCCCUCUCGCCGUCGUCAGUCUGUUAGCUCUUGCCUUUGUGAAAGUACCAUACUUAGUAGGAAAAAAGUGUCUAAGGAAAAGAAACAACAGAAAGAGGAAAUGCAAGAUAAUUGGUGAAGUGGGUAAUAUUGAAAUCAAUAACAGGGAUAUUAAUCUCAUUUCAGGAAGAUUAAGUCAGAGUAAAUCAGAUAUUAUCAUUGAAUUUGGAAAAGAUGCUGGUGAAUGUGAUCAAGACUUGGAAGAAAGGACAAGUUUUUGUGCUGCAUUUGAAGCUGAUAAAGUUUUAUUGGAAUUAUAUCAAGUUGGUCAUUUGGGUUUUGGUAGGGUAUCUUUUACUGGAAUUCAACCUUUUAGUAAAGAAAAUUAAGUUUUCUUUAGUUCAUCAAAAAAAGUACAGAAAACUCUGAUUUUACCCUGAGAAGUGAAAAAAAUUCAGGUAUUUUUCACCCUAGGGAAAAAUCUGAGUGUUUUAUUGUUAUAUUGACUUUGUUAUGGGAGUGGACUGAUGAGUGAGAAUUUUAGGCUUACAUAGUGCAGUGGUUGGUUGCUUUGAUCAGAUCAGUAUUAUUUGUACUGUCCAUAAUUGUAAUUGUUAUUAUGAUCAUUAUAUGUUGUGAAAAGAUAUGGAAUUUGCUAGGGUUCUUUUA
Molecule: messenger RNA, 1065 nt
Organism: Beta vulgaris subsp. vulgaris (sugar beet)
Lineage: Eukaryota; Viridiplantae; Streptophyta; Magnoliopsida; Caryophyllales; Amaranthaceae
Exons: 1
Coding region: 273-785 (170 amino acids)
Source: RefSeq, a predicted model, not a curated record